Molecule: messenger RNA, 1713 nt
Organism: Kwoniella shivajii
Lineage: Eukaryota; Fungi; Basidiomycota; Tremellomycetes; Tremellales; Cryptococcaceae
Exons: 12
Coding region: 1-1713 (570 amino acids)
Biological process (GO): transmembrane transport
Cellular component (GO): membrane
Molecular function (GO): transmembrane transporter activity
Source: RefSeq, a predicted model, not a curated record
AUGGCCAUUGAUCAUCUUUCAACCACAGACAUGCAAGGCAAUGGCGGCGCCACGCCUCCAGAGAAAAAUUAUGAUCCCCAGUCGGAAAUGGUUGCUGGUCACCAGGGACGAUUGAUUGAUGAGGCGGUUAUCCACGCUGAAAAUGAAGACAAGAUGACCCCGUACUUGGUCUUGGUGAUUGCCUCCGCCGCCCUUGGUGGUUUCCUAUAUGGAUACGACACUGGUGUAGUCGGUGUCGCCUUACCUUACGUGGGUGAUCAGCUCGGUCACGCCUUGAGCUCGGCAGAACAAGAGAUUGCGACUGCUGCAACUACCAUUGGAGCCAUCCUCGGUGCUGCUAUCCUCGGUUUCUUCGCUGACAAGUGGGGAAGAAAAUGGUGUCUUUUGAUCUCGGAUUUAUUCUUUACCGCCGGUGCUAUUGUCAUUGCAACCAGUUUCUCCCUCGGUCAGCUUAUCGCUGGACGUCUCAUCCUGGGUGUCGGUGUAGGUGGAGCGGCCGUUAUCUGUCCUUUGUAUAUCACAGAGCUGGCCCCCACUGCCGUCCGAGGUCGUUGUGUGGGUACAAACGGGUUCUUUAUUCCCUUCGGUCAAACGGUAUCUGUUGCCAUUGGUGCUGGCUUGAAGAAUGUUCCCCACAAUUGGCGAAUCCUCUUCGGUCUCGGUGUGGUCCCCUCGUUGCUCCAAUUGUGUCUUAUGCACAAGCUCCCCGAAUCUCCCCGUGUGCUCAUUCUCCGUGGUCAGGAUGACAAGGCUCGGGAGGUUCUCAAGACUAUUUACCGAUAUGCAACACCAGAAGUCAUAGAACUCAAGCUUGAAGUCGUGAGGGCUCAUGUUGAGGCCACCACUGUGCUCGAGCGGACUACAACCUUCGGACAAAGAGCCAAGAAACUCUGGACCCAUGGGCCUUACAGACGUUCCAUUCUUGUGGUCUGUAUGAUUCAGGUGUUCGGUCAAUUCACAGGUUAUAACACCCUGCUCUAUUACGCCGGCGAGCUAUUCGGCCUGCUUGGUCUCUCCAAUGCGUCGGUCGGUGGUCUCAUCCCUUCCAUCACUAACACAUUCUUCUUACUUGUCGGAAUGAUCUUCGUCGACCGAAUUGGUCGUAGGGGUUUGCUCAUGAAAUUCGGACCGCUGAUGAUCGUCGGUCUAUUAUGGUGUUUGAUUGCAUUCUACUUCAUGUGCAAAGAAACUGGAGGGUUCCUGGUCGCAGGAUUUAGCUACGCUCAGCGAGACGUCGGCCUCGUCAUCGCCGGUAUCGUCGUUUUCGUCAUGGGUUUCGGUUCUACCUACGCGCACCUCUGUUGGUACCAGUCUGAGUACCUCGCCCUUGAAAUUCGAGCCAUUGGUAGUGCCAUCAGUACCACUGCGAGUUUCACCGCCAACUUAGUCGUCGCCGUGACCUUCCUUUCGGAACUCGAGACAUUAACCCCCAGCGGUACCUACGGUCUCUACCUGGGCUUCGUCAUCAUCGGCUACGUUCUUGCCUAUUUCUUCUAUCCGGAAACCAAGGGAUUAUCUAUCGAUGAAGCUUUCAGUCUUUUCAACGAGGGUUUCGGUGUUAAAAAGUCCGUCGAGAUGCGUAAAGAAAAGGCAGAGGCUCAACGAAGAUACAAUGAAGAAGGCGGCGAAGCCGGUCGAACAGGUGGGGUUGGCUACCUCGGUGGUAAGCCGGAGACUUCGCACAUCGAGCGAGCCAAUCCUGUCGCAGUUUGA